Messenger RNA from Ostrinia nubilalis (European corn borer), 808 nucleotides. RefSeq names its product large ribosomal subunit protein eL13 (gene RpL13). Gene Ontology annotation, molecular function: RNA binding; structural constituent of ribosome. The transcript is spliced from 5 exons. Gene Ontology annotation, cellular component: ribosome; cytosolic large ribosomal subunit. The record is from RefSeq and is a predicted model, not a curated record. Gene Ontology annotation, biological process: translation. The coding region runs from base 117 to 782 and encodes 221 amino acids. Lineage: Eukaryota; Metazoa; Arthropoda; Insecta; Lepidoptera; Crambidae.
UGUUAAACGUAAAAAAGAAAAAUAAUUUUGACAUUGACACUGACGACAGCUUUAAGUUUUUCUUUUUUAUUGGGAUCGUGACUGUCUAUCGGGAAGUUGUGUAUCUCUAACCAAACAUGGGGAAGGGUAAUAAUAUGAUCCCUAAUGGUCAUUUUCACAAAGACUGGCAACGAUUUGUGAAAACUUGGUUUAACCAGCCUGCUAGAAGACACCGCAGGAAGCAGAAUCGCAUCAAGAAAGCUAAGGCUGUUGCACCUCGUCCUGCUGCAGGACCUCUGCGACCGGUUGUGCGGUGCCCGACCGUUCGUUAUCACACGAAGGUCCGCGCUGGCCGUGGAUUUACUCUUCGGGAAAUCAGAGCUGCUGGAUUAAACCCUGCAUUUGCUAGAACUAUUGGCAUUGCAGUGGACCCACGAAGACGCAACAAGUCGGUUGAGUCCCUGCAGACAAAUGUCCAAAGAUUGAAGGAGUACAGAGCACGACUUAUCCUCUUCCCUAAGGGCAAAAAGGUUCUUAAGGGUGAGGCCACUGAAGAGGAACGCAAGCUGGCUUCUCAGCUCCGUGGUCCUUUGAUGCCAGUCCAGCAACCAGCACCGAAGUCCAUUGCUCGCGCGAUAACUGAAGAAGAAAAGGACUUCAAAGCCUACCAAUACCUAAGAGGGGCCCGAUCAAUCGCCAAACUCGUUGGUAUCCGCGCCAAGAGGCUGAAGGAUGCUGCUGAAAAUCCAGAUGAUGUUACUAAAGCCCCAACAUCAGUGAAGGAACCUAAGGCUAAGAAGUGAUCUAAAUAAAAUUAACAUCCAGUUAA